Messenger RNA from Prorocentrum cordatum, 2667 nucleotides. The record is from the annotation of a GenBank genome assembly. NCBI's taxonomy places the organism in Eukaryota, Dinophyceae, Prorocentrales, Prorocentraceae.
AUUUUGGCUCAAGGGAUCCGGCUCAAGGCUCAACCUCCGCCUCCCGCGCAUAAGGACGAGCGGCCCCACGACGAUGCGGCCGCCUCCCGCCGACGCGGAGCAGCCGAUGCUGUCCGCAGGGCACGGGGACGCCGGCGUGCCGCGCCGAGGCCUCGAGCGGGGGCGCUCGGUGCCGCGCGAGGGGGCGGGCGGAGCCGAGGCCGGCGCCGACUCCGACGGGCUGCCGUCGCUUCUGGCGGCAGGGUGCCGGCGCCGGAUGUGCCCGCUCGCGGCGCGGCUGUGCCGAGGUGGGUCGACAACGGCACGGGGUGCUCUGAUCGGGAGGACCUCGUGGCGUCCUCCUCCACCGAGGACUCGAUGGACGCCUGCGGCGAGCGCUGCGCGGCCGAGGACGGGUGUGUCCUGUUCAACUUCCAGCACUCGGACAGCGAGUGCUGGGCCCGGGCGCGGAAGCUGCUACAGGUACAAGGGCGAGUGCGAGAGCACGUUCGACAGUUGUUGGAGGCUGUUCGCGAUGACCAGUCCAGGUCAGGCUCGCAGUUCCAGUGAGCAGCCAGGUGCUAGCGGCCACGGCGGCAGUGGCGAGGACGAUGCCGACGACGAGGCUUCGGCGACGCCGCCUGUGGAUCAGAAUCCCGAUGAGCAACCUGGUGCCGGCGACGACGGCGGCACUGGUGAGCCCGAUGCUAGCAGCGAAAGCGAGCAACCAGGCGUUGGCGACCAUAAGGGAAGUGGCGAGGCUGAUGCCGACGACGAUGUUCCAGCGAAUCCGCCGCUGGAUCAGAAUUCCGAUGAGCAACCUGGUGCAGUCGACGACGGCGGAGUUGGUAAGGCCGAUGCCAACGGAGAAAGUUCUUCGGCGUUGCCACCGCUGGUGACGACCUUGCUUAAGGCUGCCAAAGGUGGCGACUCGGUGCUGGAGGUGAUGGAGCUCGAAGGUUUCAGCGUCGGAGACACUGUCAGGCUGGAGGCCGUCGGCACCCAGGAGGACUGCAAAGUCGGUUCCCUGCAGCGCGGCUCCAUGAUUCUGCGUUCGCCCCUGGCCAGCAACUACCCUGUCGGCGCGUCAGUGACGCUGGUGGCACACAGCCCGUGCGACGGACAGGGCAGGUUGGGUCUUGCGUCGGUGUUGGAAUUCGUGCCUGGCAAGAGUUUCGGAAACGUUAGCGAGCUGUGCAGGUGUGCCCUGGUGGGCUCGUCGAGCGCCUUGCUUGAAAGGGCGGACGGGGAGCAGAUUGACUCCUACGACACCGUCAUCCGCAUCAACCGCAUCCCCCGCGGGCAGAUCCAGAGAAGCCUCGGCAGCAAGACCGAUGUGUUCUUCCUCAACAAGCAGCAGGCGCUGCUGGAGCACGUGCAGCUGAUGACCCUGGAGGACCUCCUGCAGGGCAGCGGAGACGUGCCACCCACGGCAAGCUGCGGCGAGCUGGACAACUGCAGGAAUGCCGCCAUCGUGCAGAAGGGGGGGAAUCCCAGCCUGCAGGAGCUGGUGGAGCGGCAUCUCCUGGGGCUUCUCGGAGCUCGCUGGGCACGUCCCGUCCACCGGCCUGAUGGCCUUCGUGGCUUUCCUGCCGCUGUGCCAGGAGCUGGACAUGUUCGGCUUGGGCGGCACCGCCACCGCCGACGGCCACCACGAGCAGCUCGAGAUACACCACCUCGCAGCGGAGCACGGCAUCCAAGACGCGAUGAUCGCUGGGAAGCGGCCGCCGUGGACCGCCUCCGACUCGCAAGGGGUGGGGCCCGACGCUCUGGGCUGGCUUCUGGCGCAUGCCGGGAAGGCCCGGAAGCUAAGAUGAUCGGCUCGGAUCCGCCCAGGACCGCUGGCCCUUUGCGCGGCCCUUUUAGCGUCUCUCGCUCGGUGAACUUUGCCACUCGAGACCGCUCACUCAGAGAAGAGGCCCUCCUGGCCAUAUCAGGUGACCAUCCGUGUCUCGGGCUGCCGUCUUCCGCUGGGCUUGACCCCGUGGCCGGGGCCAGAGUUCGCGACGAUCAGCCUGUCAAGAGCCCACACUGGAAAACGCUAAAAAAUACGCCCAGGGCGGUUUUGAGAUGAACCACGACAAGAGGGCAGAGGCAGACGACCAUAGCCGCAGCCAUCGUCGUGUAGUUUGUGUCGCCUUGCAGACAACGUGCUAAGUACACGCAUCCUGCAGUUUCUUAUCCGCCUCCUUAUCGCCGUUCGAUGACCUCUGCAAUACAACGUGUAGGGGCUGUGUUCGGUAUAACCUGCCGCUUGAAGCUACAGACUCUUGAUGCUUACAGCGGUGCUUGUUGUGUGCCUCUUUUUGCGUAGGUCCGCAGAUGCGCCUUUCUGCUCCCUGCGUUCGGCAGGCCUUCAAUCCUCGUGGGUAGACCCCAUCGCCGCUUGUUAGGAGUCCUAACCGAGCGUUGCGAGAAGGAGUUUUGAUCCUGUUUGAACGUGUGCUUGCGAAGGCAAACGCCAUAGGCGCAACAUGUUUUUUUUGUGUUUCCCAGCGCCCCCUCUUCCGCGCCUCCGCGCAGGCCUCUAGAGCAUGACCCCUGGGCGUUUCCAAGUUGGGACCAGCAGCAUGGCCCGCCGCUCUGUCCAGUGACAUCCCCUGGCGAAGGCAGUGUCUUCCGCGCAGGCGAGCCCAACUAGCAGUGCUGCGCGCGCAUGUUGGAGGGGGCAGCGGACGCUGGCGAGAA